CGCAAGAAGGGGGGGGAAACGUGGCUGCGAAUGUGUGUGAGUGUGUGUGUGUGUUGGUGACACAGGACAAAAUGAGAUGAGACCCCUCGGACGGGAGCGGCCGCCCGGCUGCCAUCCCUGAGCCCGGCCCGAUCGCUGCCAGCGCUGCCAUCGCUGCCCGGCAUCCCCGCCAAGAUGCCACUGAGCUGCGCCUCCACCUCACCCCUACGCUGCCAUGGCCACGCUAGAGACGCUGCCCGUCCUCAGUGACCCGGCCUACCCCAGCCCGCAGAGCUUCCACGGCUUCGCCCCACGCUACUCCCAGACCAUCCCCAGGAGCGCCAUGGGGAGCGUGGGCAGCGGGGUGGCCAACGACCAGGAGUUCGCCAUGAAGAGCGUGGGCACGCGCACGCAGAGCGGCGGCCGGCCCGCGGAGGGGCCCCGCAACGGCUACUCCGGGCGGGACAUCUCCCACCGCUACUCGGGCGAGGAGAAGACCUACAAGUCGGAGAAAGUCUCCAACUCCCUCUACAUCAACGGCGAGGCGCGCAAGAGCGAGAAGGUGAAGGUGGACAUCUGCGGGAACGUGACCGCCAACAACGAGAAGAACCUGCCGCCGCCGCCGCCCCAGUACCGAGAGCCCGGGAACCCACCAAAGAUUUUGCCGAUCUCCGGCAAACUGGACCAGAGCAAUGAGCCCUUAGUUAGACCCUCAGCCUUUAAACCAGUAGUUCCUAAAAACUUCCAUUCCAUGCAGAACCUCUGCCCGCCGCAGAGCAACGGGAUGGCAGAGAACAGAAAGAGCUUGAACCACGCCAACAGCAACAGCCCGUCCGCGCCCAAGGGCGGGCUGGACAAGAGCAGCCUUAACAGGACUACAAACCAAGGCGGGGGGCUCUCGGAUUCGGGCCGUAACUCCCUCACCAGCCUGCCCACCUACGGGACGGGCUACAGCCAGCACGUGGGCCCCAUGAGCGCCUCCACCAGCCACAUCAACCGCAUCGGGACCACCUACGUGGAGAAGAACAUCGUGGGGUACAACGGGAUAUCUACCUCAGACAGCGGGCGGUCCUCGAGCAAGAGCACCUCGUCCUUCAACAGACUGAACCAUCUCAACGAAACCAUGCCUUUCCACUCACCCUCGACCGACGACAUCAUCCAGGACCUGGAGGACCGGCUGUGGGAGAAGGAGCAGGAGGUGCUCCAGAUGAGGAGGAACCUGGACAAGAGCGAGGCGGCCAUCUUCCAGGUGUUCGAGGAGAAGCAGAAGAUCUGGGAGAGGGAAAUGGAGGACCUGAGGCAGAACUAUGCCAAUAAGUUGCAGCAGGUCUCCAAAAAGGCGCAGCGGGCUCAGCAGGCUCUGCAGCUCCAAAUCUUCAAGCUCCAGCAGGAGAAAAAAAAACUCCAGGAUGACAUGGGACAACUCCUCCAGCAACGAGAGGAGCUGGAGAAGAAAUUUGUGGCUUUCAAGAAGGAGCAGGCUGAGUUUCUCCCGAAGAUUGAAGAGACCAAGUGGGAGGUGUGCCAGAAGGCAGGUGAGAUCUCCCUGCUCAAGCAGCAGCUGAAGGACUCCCAAGCCGACGUCUCCCAGAAGCUCAACGAGAUCGUGGGCCUGCGGUCGCAGCUCAAGGAAGGUAAGAACUUCCUACGGGAGAAAGAGGAGCAGAUCCUCACCCUGAAGGACUCCUACAGCUCCAAGAGCGUCAACCUGGAGAUCUGCGAGGGCGAGCUGCAGAGGAAGAUGAGCGAGGUCCAGGUGCUGAGGGAAAAACUGAACCACUGUGAGCUGGAGGUCUCCGGCCUGAAGCGGACACUUGCCAGCAUGGGACCCGCGGGGUCUUUUGGCGGGGACCUCGGGGAGAAGCUGCGGGACCCGCUGGCCUGCGAGAGCGACGAGGCCAAGAUGCAGCGGCAGAGCGAGGACAGCGUGAACAGCCUGAGAAGGGAGGUGGAGAGGCUGCAGACGGAGCUGAAGCUGGAGCGGCAGCAGCGGGAGCAGCAGGUGAUGGACUUCGAGGAGGAGCGGCGCACGUGGCAGGAGGAGAAGGAGAAAGUCAUCAAGUACCAGAAGCAGCUGCAGCUGAACUACGUGGAGAUGUACCAGAAGAACCAGCUCCUGGAGCACAAGGUCAACGAGAUGAACACCAAGGCCACCAGCCCCCCACACACCGAGGAGAAGAAGACAUGGACUCCCUCCAGGCUCGAGAGGAUAGAGUCCACCGAGAUCUGAGGGGGGACUGAGGUGACACAACAGAAUUUUUUAUGGCUGUGCAUGUACUACCUACUCAAGCCAGAGAUCUUCCGAAGGAUAACGCGCUCCCGUCGGAGCGGUGUGAGCAUGCUCCCACCAGGCUCCAUCACCCUUACUCUCCACUUCUGUGCUCUGUAGGUACAAUAACUGUGGAUGUGCGUUGGUUUUCUAUCGAUAAUGCCACAUCUUGGCUGGGGUUUUUCCUAGUACAGCUGGUGAGGGUCAAUUGGCUCUUUUGUAAUCUGCCCUGACUGUUACUUCACUAGAGGCUGCCACCCCCUCUCCUACAAUUCACCCUUCUUUGGUUGGUUGUUUUGGAGGGUUGUAUUCGGUUUCUUUGGUUUUCCAAGCAUUUACGCGCAGCAAAACAGUUCAAAGUGGCAGGUUUGUUGUUUUUUUGGGAUUUUUUUUUUCCAGGACGUUUUUAGCCACAUUGGCUAAUGGAGCAAAGCUCUCGGGAUCAUGAGCAAACAAAAGUGUUCUGCAUCAAGUAUCCUGUCUAGACGGUGGUCUUAGUGAAGUCAGUGUGAGCUUGGCCACUGAUUUCAGUGAAACCAGACAUAUCUCUACCAGACAACUCCAUCUUGCCCUGGCUGCAAGAGGUUAGGACAUCCUUGAGGAGCAGGAUGAGCCUGUCCUGGUAACAGAAGGCUGAAACAAGGAAUGAUGUCCCAGCAGGAGCCUCUCUGGAGGCUCAGCAGAGCUUAACACAUGCUGCGUUUUCACUUCCUUGUGGUUUCCUCCUGCAGUUCCACUCCUCUCCCAGGUUGUGACCAACCCGGGAGCAGAAAUACCCUCCCACCUCUGCCUCGGCCCCCUGACUCUAUACCCAAGCUGGCUACAGCAAGAAAAAAGCUUGGAAAUCUGAGCUAGUUUCCCUUCCCAACAGCCCCCUUACUUCCCAAAGUCAAUGGAAUCGAGGUUUGGGGAAGCCUCCAAACCUGUGGGAUGUUUAUGCAAACUGAAGCUUUAGCAAUCUGCCCCAGAAGUGGGCAAUUGUGCCACCCUGUCCCCAAAUGAGUGACACCUUGGUGCACUCUCUUGGGCCAGGGUCUGCUUAAAAACAGCACUCGAGCCUCACUCAGGAGUUGCAGGGGGGGCACAGCAGCAUCACAGCUGGAUUGCAGUGGUCAGCCUUCAGUUCUGCCAUUCCAAACAGCACCCACAGCCAUCCCACGGGGCACCCCACACCCCAGGGAUGGAGAGAACAACUCGCAGGCCUGGCUCAAGAAAACACUCAGCUACUAACUCUGAGCAUGAAAGAAGUGAUAAGAGGGGGAAAUGCUUAAGAUCACACAAGUGCUUAUGCCCUGGCAGAAUAAUAAACCAAAUCCUACGUGCCCAGUCACUAAGGCAGCAAAACCUGGCAUUCUGCUUGAAAAGGUGGGCAAGGUGAGCUCGGUUCUUCCUGUCAUGGACAGGUUUUUACCACGAGUCACAAUAAAGAGAAGAAAAAUGUUGCAAAGUGGAGUUUGCACUGGCCAAAGGAUCAGUAGGAGUGGGGAUUUUGGCUCUUUGCCCUGGGGAGCAGCUAAAAGAGAAAAGUUAGGAUUAGCACUGGAAUGUCUUGAAAUGUCUGUGAGGUGACUCCAGGGCAAAUUUGGCCAGAUUAAAUUUCAUGUGCGCACCAAGGAAGAACCUGGAGGCAUUGAGGGGCUGAAGACCUUUCAAACAAAAGCCCUGAAGCUGCACAUUUUCUAUGUUCUGUCUCCCUAAAGCUCUCCUGUUCACAACCAGGUGUGACCAUCAAUCUGAGAACAAACACUGCUGUGAGGAGCUCCACACUGAGCAGAGUGGAGACUGCAGUUAGUCCCACCAGCCCAAGUCAUGGGACAGCGCUACCAGCCAGGAGCUGGUGGUGGCUGCCAGAGACCCCUGGAGCCACUGAAAAUAGAAAAGUGCCAAGACCAGGGCAUUUCAAGACCCCAGUUGACAGCUCCUGUCUUUUCCCACCAGUUCUGCCCAUGUCUUUGGAGCUGGAGGAAAACAACUCAUGGAAAACACCAGGGCAGCUCAGACUAAGCCCCUUUCCCUGGACCAGCCAUAAAAGGGAGGUUAGGUCAGGUCUGACCACUGAUGGGUGUGGGGAAGAGUCCUACUGCAAAUCCUGAAGAUGCUCCAGCACUCUUGGACAUCAGCCCAGCAAGGAAGGAGUGCAGCUGCCUGCCAGUGCCACACAGCUGCAGACUUUGCCAUGCCCAGGGAGACAUCCACGUGCACCUGGCCAGGCACAUCCUAGAGCUUCCUCCAUGUCAUACUCCAGGCCUUCCAGACAGAGUCAAACAUCCCACAGUGUCAGGGCUGGAGAUCUGGUGUCUUACACCAUCUCAGCUUUCUGUUCACAUCGGACAAGGCCACGUUGUCCUCCCUCCCAAAGCAGGUGUUUGGUGUCUGCUCUUGUGAAGAUUGCUCACCUUGGAGGAGAGGAAAGGCCCCCUCCCUCCACCCUCCUCACUGCAACACAUCGAUCCAGAGCUUCAAUCCAGAUCUGAGACCUCGACUGUGGACAUUCCCUGGAUGACAGAGCCUUGCAGACACCUUAAGACACUCUGCUGCUGGUUUUCCCUCUCUUGGGAUUCUCCCAGGAUCUCCCAAGCAGCACCCCCAAGUGUCCUGCAGAAACCACUCCACCCCUGCUAUGGUGACAGAAAACACAGAUGGUUUUGGGAGCCAAACUGCCACAAAGGAUUCCUGUGCUUCAGGAUUCCUCCCCACAACUGGAUGUGCUGCUCCCCGUCAAGUCCUCUCCCCUGUGCCAGCCCUUUGCUCAGCAGAGAUGGAGCAAAAUGAUGGUGAGACACCUGGAUUCCUCUUGUCUGUGCCCAGGUGGAGCUCACCUGGCUCCUUCCAGAUCUUUUACACUUUCACAAGUUGAUGAAAUCUCCCAUCAAAAGCUUCAUUGAGGCUCUGGGGUCUUAGCCCUGGAUUAGGACAGCCAAGGGGUGCCAGGCUGGUGUUUGGGUGACAUAUCCUGGGAAUGGCCAAGGAGGUUUGCAGUGUGUCUCUUGGAGGCUCAGGCAGGGCUGAUGAAUUGUUUCUGCCCCAUGGAAUUCCACCCAGAGUUUGGGCUUGACCAUCCCCCAGCUGUCUCCUCCACCUUGGAGGUACUGGAAUUCAGCAUGACAUCCUGGCUCUCGUGUCAUUUUCCAAGUCCAGCCCCCAAAAUCCUCUCUAACUUGCCACUGGCCACCACCACAAGCUGUGGCCAUGAGGGUCUCAGCUCAGUUGCCCACACAUGGGGUCCACAAUGGUAUCUGGGAUACCCAACACAUGCAUGAUCCGAGAUUUUUGGGAGAGCCAGGCCAGUGGUGGCAGUCCUGGAGCAGCUCUGGUGUCGCACAACCCCCAUGUACAGAGCCCUGUCAUGCUCCAGGCACAUCCACACAGCAAGAAGGGGACACUGAUCAGCUCCAGAGGCUUCCACCCAUGAGGAUGUGGGCUAAGCAGGCUGUCCUGGUGCCAGGGAAGGUCUCACUCUGCUGUGAGCAGGGUUGCUUUGCUCCACCACCAUUCCAAGGCUGGCUGCUGCCACUGUCCCAGCAACCCAGCUGGGCUGAUUCCAGCACUCCCCUCUCACCCCCAGGGUGAACACCACAACCAGGGCACGUUGUUGUGCCUCACACAGCCCCAGUCACCUCCUGCCACUGUCUGCUGGCAGCUGGUGGCCCCAGUCCUGCUGUCACUGGUGGUGGUCACUCACCUCCAGGUUUCCACGCUCCAGGGAGGAAUGGAAUUGUUGCUUUUACACUGUUGUACAGAGAGAAGUGUAUUUGGAUGUAAAUAAGAGCCCAGCUCUGUAUGUUGAUGAUUAAAAGGAGACAAGAA
This is a messenger RNA of Haemorhous mexicanus (house finch), 6055 nucleotides long. It is a transcript of the gene LZTS3, whose product is annotated as leucine zipper tumor suppressor family member 3. The record is from RefSeq and is a predicted model, not a curated record. Gene Ontology annotation, biological process: regulation of dendritic spine morphogenesis. Gene Ontology annotation, cellular component: dendritic spine. The transcript is spliced from 4 exons. Bases 215 to 2209 code for a protein of 664 amino acids. NCBI's taxonomy places the organism in Eukaryota, Metazoa, Chordata, Aves, Passeriformes, Fringillidae.